Messenger RNA from Brassica rapa (field mustard), 3043 nucleotides. Its product is annotated as exocyst complex component EXO70H1. Gene Ontology annotation, cellular component: exocyst. Gene Ontology annotation, molecular function: phosphatidylinositol-4,5-bisphosphate binding. NCBI's taxonomy places the organism in Eukaryota, Viridiplantae, Streptophyta, Magnoliopsida, Brassicales, Brassicaceae. The record is from RefSeq and is a predicted model, not a curated record. Gene Ontology annotation, biological process: exocytosis.
AAUAAAUAACCCCAUACCGUGCGACCAAUUAUUAUCUUCAAGAUUAGAAACAAAUGGUUCUCUUAAAACCUUCUGCGUUUUCAAAAUCACCUAAGCCUCUUCCACAGCAAGGCGGCUUCUCCGACUCUCUGAUCGGUGAUACUGUCGAGGCAGCUGAUGCUUUUGUAAGCCAAUGGGUCUCACCACACCUCUACGAUUCUUCUUCCACUUCCUGCAGCCUCUCUUCCCUUUUCUCCGCGGAGAACCGCGGAGAAGGAAGACGCUUCCUCGACGUCCUGGCCAAGUUACAUUACGCUAUACAGAGCGCCGGUUUGGUGAAUCCGGACUCUGCUAAGCUUUCUCAAGCACGUGAUCUGAUGCAGACGGCUAUGAAGUAUUUGGAGAAGGAGUUUUAUCGCGUUUUGAAAUCGAACCGCCGAUUUUUUGAUUCAGAAUCUAUCUCUAGUUUGUCUAGUAACGAGAAUGUAGAAGGAGAUGCUGAUGCUAUCGAGGAUUUGAAGAUGAUAACGAACUGCAUGAUCUCAUCCGGUUACGAGAAAGAUUGUGUUAAGAUUUAUAAGAAACUUAGAAGAAAGAUGAUCGUCGAGGCCUUGUCUAACCUAGGAUUCGAGAAGUUAACAUCUGCGCAGAUGCAGAAACUAGAAUGGGAGAUUCUCGAGAAGAAGAUCAAAGGUUGGGUGAGGCUUGCUAAUGUAGCAUUCGUCACACUGUUUAACGGAGAACGAAUCCUCUGCGAUCGAAUCUUCUCCACAUCCUCCUCUUCCUCAUCCGUCUCCAUCGCUGAGUCUACCUUCGUCGAGAUUACGCUGCAGAGCGCGUUGAAACUCUUUAUCUUCCCCAUAACCGUCGCAAAAUGCAAGAAGACAGCAGAGAAAAUCUUCCCAACGCUCGACGUUUACCAGACGAUCUUGCAUGUUAUUCCCCAAAUUGAGCAGAUCUUCAGCUACGAUUCAACCGCCUGCGUGCGAACGCAGGCGGCUGAAUCUCUAGAGAAGCUCGGAGAGUCGGUGAACGCGAUGAUGAUCGAGUUCCAAUCGUCGAUCACGAAAGAGUCUUCCAAAUCGCCGAUUCCAUGUGGGGGAGUCCAUCAGCUCACGAGGUACGUGAUGAACUUCAUCGUCUUCCUCGCGGAUUACAGCGACUCGCUCACCGCCAUUAUCAAGGAUAAGGAGUCCUCGUUGCCUUUACCGGAGGAUUACUAUAAUAACAACAACAACGAAGAGAAUCCAGAAAACGCUGGCUCUCCGAUGGCAGCGAGGCUCGCGUGGCUGAUACUCGUCUUGCUCUGCAAAAUCGACGCCAAAUCUCGUCUCUACAGCGACACGGCGCUCUCGUAUCUCUUCCUCGCCAACAACCUCCACUAUGUCUUGAUCAAGGUGCGUACGUCGAACCUCAAGGUCGUUCUGGGAGACGACUGGGUGGCGAAUCACGAGGUUAAGGUGACUCAGUACCUCGAGAAGUACGAGAAAAUGGCCUGGGGAGAUGUGAUCGCGUCGCUCCCGGGGGUUUCGACGGCGGCGGCGAAAGCGGAGGAGGCUUUGAGACGGUUCAACAAGGCGUUUGAGGAGACGUACAAGAAGCAUAAGAAUUGGGUCGUACCCGACCCGAAAUUGAGAGACGAGAUCAAAGCGUCUAUAGCGAGUAAGCUCAUGGGCGGGUAUACGGGUUUCUAUAAGAAGUAUCCGGUCGGAUCUUCGGAUAUUGUCAGAUUUACCCCUGAAGAUCUCAAUGGUUACAUAUCCGACUUGUAUAUCGGCUUGAGAGGAUCCGUGCCCGUAUCCACAAACUAAAACGUCUUUGGAUCCGGAUAUUGCUCAAUGUAAAAGUCCAAAUCACUGUGUUGUGAAUAAUGUAGAAAUGAUAUUCAAAUUGUCAACGAAUCAUGACCUGAUUCUGGGCAAAAUAAAGCCCAUGAAAUAUCAGCGUUAGGCUUCAAAUCGGAAUAAAUAAAUAUUGUAACAAUUAUCAGCUGUAAUUAUAUUUAUUUAUUACAUUUUUUUAAGAAAAUCUUGUAAUGUUAUAAAACAUUAUUUAUCACACAACAUUAAUAUUGAGAAAAAACAUUACAUUUGGGUCCUAAAUUUAAAUUUUGAUUUAGGCGUUCAAAAUAUCUGGGCCAACCCUGCAAGGCUGCAACAAAUGAGAACGUAUGUGUUUGUAUGAAUUCAGUAAAGGCUAAUACUUUUAUUUUGUGAUGUUUACCAUUUUAUAAGCUACACUAACGGUUUUCAUUGCAGUUGGAAGCUAUCACAACCGUAGAGCAAAUUCUGGUUUUAACAUAUUUUUAGUUUCUGAAAAGUUUCUGAAAAGUUUCUUGCUAAGUCAAUAAAUAUUUCUUAAACUUUUGGAAGUAAUUAUAAUUAAACCAAUAAUCAAUGGAAAAACAAUAUUAAUUUAGUAAAAAUAGGUAAAUAUAUUUAGUAUUUUAAUUUGAAAAUAUACUGUAGAUAAUGAUAGUUGACCGACAAAUAUAUUUCAAUCAUUCGCCCACAACAAUAGAGUUACUCUAGAUAACAAAUAAAAAGGAAUUGUGGUUGGGAAGUAAACUAGUUAGUUGAAUAAGUCUUUACAGAUCAAUUUAUCUUAAUAUUCCGUAUGCAAACAUAUGAGGUAUAUACCAGUUUGUUCGAUGUAUCUGCCGUAGUCAUACAUUUUCAGAUAUGUCAUUUAUAAAAAGUGAUUCAAGUCAAGGGUUAUAGGAUAACGUGCUAUCUUUAUAGAACCAUAGUUUAUGUCUUCUUUGUCCACGGUUUGCCUGCAUUAAAACAUUGUCUCACUGUCUAUCUAAUUCCUCCCAUCAGAACAUGAUUUAGUUACGAUGUUUCUGUGAGUAUUAUCAUUCCAUUUUCUUAAUAAAAGGAGACUUAUGUUUAUGUGAGUAUUAUCUAAUUCCACCCAUCAGAACCUUAACUUUCAAGGUUGAUCAAUUAUUUAAAGUUUUCAUCUGUCCAUUUUCUUAAUAAAAAUCGAAUUGGCAGUUUUAGUUUCUUUGGAUAAACUCAAGAAAAAUCAAACUUAAGUACUAGUAAAUGAUAAUGAAAUG